AUGCACAAUCUUGUUGAGCACGACGCCCGGAUCCCGAAAUUGCCGGUUCCGCCGCUUUCGGCCACGGUCCAGCAAAUUCUCACGGCUCUCAGACCUUUGCUUACGCCUGAAGAAUAUGACGAUCUUUUGGACGAGGCGUCUCAGUUUCUUUCUAACGGAACGGUGAAUCUCAUCCAGCAGCAUUUGGAAGCAGCUGCGGCCAACCCAAAUGUUCUGUGCUACUUGAACGCCAUCAAUGGCGAGUCUUACCCUGGUAUUUAUGGCCGUCUUCGUGGAGACACUUUGCCGCGGAAUCCGUACUUGGUUUUGGAGGAGGAUCCGUUUGCGAAAACCAUCAACCCGCCCAAUCAGGCGCAGCGUGCUGCUUGCUUGAUCAAUCUGUCUUUGAAGUUCAUUGUGACCAUGAGAAACGGCAAGUUGAAGGAGGAUGUGACUCCUAAAAGUGGGAAUCCUCUCACCAUGAACUGCUACCGCAAUCUUUUUGGCACCACACGUGUUCCUGUUUUCGGAGAGCUGUACCACGAAGUGACGAUCCAAAAGUACCGUCAUAUCAACGAUUCCCGGCAUGUCGUGGUGAUUUGCAAUAACCAGUUCUACGACUUGGAGCUUUUGACUCCGUGUGAAGAUGAAUCCGCCGAGAGCACCCACCGCCUUUGGUUUGGCGAUGCUGAGUUGGCAGAAAUCAUCCAGAACAUCAUCAACGAGUCAUCAGCCGUCGACAGAAUAUCCACCGUGAAAAAUGGAGUGGGAGCAAUCACCACGCAAACUUACCACCACUGGAAAAGUGCCAGGGCAGAGUUGGCGCUGACAAGCCCGGACUUCUUGCGCCGUAUUGACGAUGCAUUGUUCAUUGUGGCGCUCGACUCCAAUUCGCCUGUUUCUGACCAAGAAAAGACCCAGGUGAUUCUGCACGGCACUUCGGAACUUUUGCGUGGCUCAAAUAUUCAAGUGGGCUCUUGUGCGUCGAGAUGGUACGAUAAAUUGCAGUUGAUUGUGACUGCCAAUGCUGUGGCAGGAGUAGUGUGGGAGUCUUCAUCCAUGGACAGCACUGCCAUUUUGCGUUUUAUCAGUGACAUAUUCACGGAUCUGAUUCUCAAGCUUGCCAAGAACAUCAAUGGCGCAGAAAACACCCUUUUCGAUCCGAACGUGUCCUUUGUUUCGGGCCGGGAACUGAAGCCUCGCCAGAAACUCCUUGUGCCAACGAAAACUCCAGAACUUCAAAACUUGGUGCACUUGUCUGAGACUAGGCUUUCGGAUUUGCUCAAGCAGCACGAAUACAAGACAGCAACCAUCAAACUCGACACGCUGCUACUUGCGAAAUUCGGGCUUCUGGCCGACUCGUUCAUGCAGAUCGGCUUCCAGAUUGCCCACUACGCCUUGUAUGGUCGCAUUACUAACACGUUGGAGCCCAUCACCACAAGAAAAUUCCGUGACGCUCGUACAGAGCUUAUUGCUGUCCAAAAUGAUCUGGUUGCGGAUCUUGUCAAGAUGUUUAUUACGUCGUCUGAUGAUUCACGCAAGUGGCUGGGAUUUCAAGCGUGCUGCCAGAUCCAUGCUUCCCAAUGCCGUAAUGCUAUGGCUGGCCUAGGCUUUGAGCGCCAUCUCGACGCUCUUUUGCUGGUGUGUCGAAAGCAGGAAGCCGUGGCCAAUUUGAACGCACUCAACAGCAAUUUGAGCCCAAUUCCGUCGGUGGCAGAGUUGAACUCGCAACCAAUCCCACUCUUGGCCAGUCCUUUGCUUGAGCGCCUUUCGGGAGCGGAACUUUUGAUCAGCAACUGUGGAAAUGCCGCCAUGCAUCUUUUUGGUAUUCCUCCUGCUGUGGAUCUGGGUUUUGGCAUAGGCUAUAUUCUCCAUCGCGACAAGGUUGUGGUGACUGUCUCUUCGAAGUUCCGGCAGACGGAGCGGUUUUUGAUGACGUUCCGGUCUGUUGUCGGAACCGUCAAACAGAUCUUGCGUUCCAAGGCAGACGUUCAGGUUGAGGCAGCAGAUAGCGAAACCCGGAAAACCGAGUUGAAGAAAUUGCGCAUUGAGCGUGAGUUGCGGAACGUGGAUCGGUCUCUUCCUUCCACGCGCCAUCCUAUCGAUAUUGAUAUGGAUUCUACAUUGGACUUGCAGAAAUUGGAGCUCAAAGAAGAGAGUUCAGAUAAUGAGUACUCGUAUUUGGGAGGCUAUGGCUAUUUCGACGAGGGCGAAGUAGAACUUCGGAGCGACGAAAUCUCUCGCAACGAUUCUUACAUGAACUCUCAUUCCAGUCUUGCCUCUGCUCUCACUUCGAAGAGCAACUCUCGCCAUCACUCGCACCUCAACUUGCUGGCAUUGUCGAAGAAUGCAGAUGAGCGGCAUCGUCUUUCUUUGGGCGACCGCCUCAAGGAACGGUUGGGCCAAGAGGAGCGGUCCAAGAACCAAAUCGGCCGGAGUCUCUAG
Clavispora lusitaniae ATCC 42720 is the source of this 2424-nucleotide messenger RNA. It is a transcript of the gene CTN3, whose product is annotated as carnitine O-acetyltransferase. Gene Ontology annotation, molecular function: carnitine O-acetyltransferase activity. NCBI's taxonomy places the organism in Eukaryota, Fungi, Ascomycota, Pichiomycetes, Serinales, Metschnikowiaceae. Gene Ontology annotation, cellular component: cytosol. The record is from RefSeq and is a predicted model, not a curated record. Gene Ontology annotation, biological process: carnitine metabolic process.